GGCGUUGUUUUUUUUUUUUUCUUUUCUUUUGUCCUCCAUACGACUGUAUUUAAUUUCUGAUCCCAUUUUUCAUCCAUUUUUUCUUAAUUAUGGACAUCAGCCACUUGUUAAACUCUCAACCUGUCAAUAUCGUUACAUCAGUUACCAAAGCACCCUCCGCCACCAAAUCACGGCCCUAUUCGUGUAACUGGAAUGGUUGUACGAAAAGCUUUACCAGACGAUCUGAUCUUGCCAGACAUAAGCGAAUCCAUACAGGCGAAAGACCUUACCAUUGUCAUUGGCAUGGUUGUGACAAGCAAUUCAUCCAACGAUCUGCUUUAACUGUGCAUCUCAGAACGCACACUGGAGAAAGACCCCAUGUUUGUGAAUACAAAGACUGUAGAAAGUCCUUUGGAGAUUCAUCUUCUUUAGCUAGACAUCGAAGAACACAUACUGGCAAUCGUCCUUAUACAUGUUUCGAGUGCGGUAAAUCCUUUACAAGAAAAACAACACUGUCGAGACAUCAAGAACAUACACAUCGAAAGCAAGAUCUUGCUUCUUCUUCUUUGACAAGCCCAAUGAACAUAAGCUCGCCACAUCAACACUCUCCUUACUCAGUGCCACAGCAGAGUCCAGUGUCUCUUGCCUCCUCAUCUCCUGUCAGUGUCUAUUCUGACUUUGAUGAUCUUGGUUCUACAACGACAAGCUGCUCCUCCUCCUCCUCCUCGUUUUUCUCUUCUUGUUCUCCUACUACGCCUACCACUACAGCCUACCGAUCCCACUUUUACCCUCUCACUCCUCCUGCUGCGACUGCUGACUCAGUUUUACCGUUACCCUAUCCUCCUCUGCCUCAAAAGCCUACGAUGGACGUUCAUCUACAUUUACCCUCUAUCUGUCCAUACACUCAGGUGAAAUCAACCAUGUCACCCCACACCCUUCCAUUUUACGAUACCAUCUAACGAAACCAUGACAAACAACAGCAAGAAGAAAAAAGGAACACGUUCUUCUUGUUAUUUUACUCUUUCAUUUCUUACCAUUUAAUUAUUAUUCUGUAUUGAUGACAACAACAAAAAAAAGAAUGAUACCCAUUUUCUUUUCAUCACCUCCACUUCUCUAUGACUUUUAUUCAUUGUGAAUAAAUCUUGAUGACACAUCCACUGUCUUUUUUUUUUUUUUUCCUCCAAGACGAAACCAUUUC
This is a messenger RNA of Mycotypha africana, 1177 nucleotides long. RefSeq lists its product as uncharacterized. NCBI's taxonomy places the organism in Eukaryota, Fungi, Mucoromycota, Mucoromycetes, Mucorales, Mycotyphaceae. Gene Ontology annotation, cellular component: PcG protein complex; transcription regulator complex. Gene Ontology annotation, molecular function: RNA polymerase II cis-regulatory region sequence-specific DNA binding; DNA-binding transcription factor activity, RNA polymerase II-specific. Bases 90 to 938 code for a protein of 282 amino acids. Gene Ontology annotation, biological process: regulation of transcription by RNA polymerase II. The transcript has 2 exons. The record is from RefSeq and is a predicted model, not a curated record.